AUGAGCAACCAGGCACAGUUCUUGAAUCUUCCAGCACACGUUGUCUCUGAUAUUUUGUCCAGAUUACCGCCCAAGACUAUCAUCCAAUGCAAAUCUGUUUGCAAAUCAUGGCUGAGUCUGCUAUCUGAAUCUGAAUUCACUAAUUUACACCUGCUAAGAUCUCCUCCUUGCCUGAUCAUAAACAACCUCGAUUACCAUCCUUCAGAUUUGAAUUGCUUCAGUUUAGUUGAAUUCGAAGAUCAGCCUGAUCACCAUGAUUUUCAAUAUGUUGCAGGAACAAAAAUCAAGGCCCCAAAAGGGUGUGUCGUCGAAAAUGGUGCGACUGCUACCAUGGUUGGCUCCAUCAAUGGCUUAAUCUGCUUGAACGAAUUCGAUCAUAAACAUGAUGCUGUCUACUUGUGGAAUCCAAUCAUACGAGAAUCCAUCACUCUUCCGAUGCCAGAGGGGGUAAGAUCAUAUCCAAAUAUAGUAAGUUAUGGAUUCGGAUCAAGCUCUGAAACUAGAAAAUACAAGGUGGUUAGGAUUUUUCAAGAGCUAGAGAAGAAAACACGACGGAUAUUAAAGUCCAAUUGCGAUGUUUAUACACUAGGGGAAGAAACAGAAUCUUGGAGAAGAAUUGGGCAUGCCCCUUUCCUUUAUAAUAGUUGUCGCCCUCAUGGUGUUUUCCUGAAUGGUAAUCUUCAUUGGCUGAUUGGUGAUCAAGCUGGCUCUGAAUUGAUAUCCUGCUUUGAUCUUGAAACAGAGUUGUUUUCACCUUUCCCUGCUCCUCCAGAACUGAGCAAAGAUUUCAAUUUAGCUUGCUUGGGACUUUUUGCUGGCUGUCUGAGCUUGUGUGAUAACACUUCUGAUUAUGAGAUCGUCAUUUGGGUGAUGAAAGAAUACGGAAUCACCAAGCUCUGGACUAAAGAAAUUGUUAUAGACAAGGAGCCCGCUGAUCUUGUCGGGCCAUCUUUUGAAGUUGUUCGAGUUUUUAAAGUUUUUGAAGAUGGGAAUAUCUUGCUUUUGUGGAGGGAUGACAUUUUACUUUCUUAUGAUUCUCGGAGGCAAAUCUUGCAUCAGUCUGGCGUUCAUAAACUCAUCAAGAAAAUUGAUGAUCAGAUGAAUGAAGAUGGCUACCCUUGCAUAGAAGUAAUGGAAUACGUUCCAACCUUUCUUUCCCUCGAGAGUUUUGGGAUCCAGAUGAUGGAAAGCAUAAACUAG
This is a messenger RNA of Coffea eugenioides, 1200 nucleotides long. RefSeq names its product F-box/kelch-repeat protein At3g23880-like. The record is from RefSeq and is a predicted model, not a curated record. NCBI's taxonomy places the organism in Eukaryota, Viridiplantae, Streptophyta, Magnoliopsida, Gentianales, Rubiaceae. Gene Ontology annotation, molecular function: protein binding. Bases 1 to 1200 code for a protein of 399 amino acids. The transcript has a single exon.